Messenger RNA from Salvia miltiorrhiza (redroot sage), 5292 nucleotides. Its product is annotated as protein FLX-like 3. The transcript is spliced from 5 exons. The coding region runs from base 231 to 1055 and encodes 274 amino acids. The record is from RefSeq and is a predicted model, not a curated record. NCBI's taxonomy places the organism in Eukaryota, Viridiplantae, Streptophyta, Magnoliopsida, Lamiales, Lamiaceae.
GGGUUAGACGCUAGUUGGUUUUAAUAGCAAAUUUGACACGUUACCCUCUAGUCGACUCUCGGCAGCUGGGAUAGUGGAAUUCGCAUCAAACGCUGUCGUUUUUGCAAACAAACCCAGCUCCUCUCAGAAAAUUGUUGUUUCUAUCGAUUUAGGUUUUUCUUCAACCCUACCGCGCUGUUUGUUUACAUCGCUGAGUUCUUUCAAUUUAUUCUCUCCCGGUUUAAGUUUAGAUGGCGGGAAGAAACCGAGUUCCUCAUGAAGCUUUUGGCCAUCGGCGUGCCUAUCCACUGGGGGAUAAUAUUCCUCGAGGCCCUUUGACCCGGCCUAUACCUCCUCAUCCUGCUCUGUUAGAGGAAGAACUUGAAAUUCGACAUGUUGAGCUUCGAAGGCUUCUAGGUGAAAACCGAAGACUGGUUGAGGAUCGAAUUGCUUUGGAACGAGAAUUAAAUUCUGCGAGGGAAGAGUUUCGUCGCAUGAAUCUAGGCAUUACUGAUAUGCGUGCUGAACAAGAUCACCAAUCUAGGGAGCUAAUCGAAAGGGUUCUGAAGUUGGAUGCUGACCUUCGGGCUACUGAGCCUCUGAAAAUUGAGGCUGCAAAACUUCGCGAUGAGGUUCAGAGAUUGAAUGCCAUUAGGCAGGAUCUAACGGUGCAGGUUCAGGCUCUCUCUCAAGAACUUGCAAAGUUUCGGGCUGAUAACCAGAAAAUUCCUGUUUUAAAGACUGAGAUUGACGGUCUGCAUCAGGAACUUGUGCGAGCUAGAACUGCCGUCGACUUUGAAAAGAAUGCAAACAUUGAGCUGAUGGAACAGAGGCAAGCGAUGGAGAAGAACUUGGUCAGCAUGGCUCGUGAAGUUGAGAAGCUGCGUUCCGAGCUUGCAAAUUCUGGUGCUAGAGCAUGGAAUGCAGGUGGGGCCUAUGGAAUGAAGUACAACAACCCUGAAGCCAAUUUUCCUGCCCCUUAUGAUGAAGGAUAUGGGGUUCGCCAGGGUCCUUCAUAUGGUUCCAGUUCUGCUUCCUGGGGAGGCCUUGAGAAACCAAGGAUGACUCGCCGUUGAUAUGUGGAGGAUUAAUGCGUAAGAGCGUCUCUUGCAAGUAUUGUUGCUGCCCAAUAGAGAAAAGGGCAAAAAACUGUGACUUUGUGCGUAUUAUACCCUGUUGCUUAAUGCUUAUAUUACUUGUCCUCUUUAAAUAUCUGUAUAGGAGAUUAGGGCUUCUAUCUUAACUUCUUCCUUUGACUAAAAUCAUGACUCCUUAGCAUGUUUGGAGCUAUCUUGACUAUCUUCAUUCUUUUAUAUUUGUACUGUUACUCUCGCACCGUGGUUUCAAAGCAUCCGUGAAGUUGGUUGUUAAGUUUUGGACAAAUGCAGCGCUGUUUAAGCGCUAGAGCUUGAGUUGCUGUGAUUGAAGGGUUCCAUGGGUUUGGAGGAAUCCAUAUUCUCAUUAUGGUGAAUUUGGGCAUAAUUGUCAAAAAUUUGAAAUUAGUUUUUGAAUUGAUUUUUCAGAAGUUUUUGAUGAUGGCUUUGUUCUCCAGGUUUAAAUCAUUUUGAUUAUGUGAAGUCUUAUUUCUACGAAUAGCGUAUUCAGAUUAGAGUAGAUAGACCUCUCCUUGACAGGGAAUAGUUAUUAAAUUAUAACGGACAUUGUGGUGCUUCUUAGGAAUUAUCUGAGCAAGUGUCAUUUAGAACUUAGGUUGUAAUUUAUGCUUCAAAUGGAUCCGAUUGAGAUCAAGUUUCUAUUUGAGUGUUCAGGUUUGUAUUGUUGUUUCUCGCAACUUAUCUUCUUUUGCUUGGAUAAGGUUUGCGUGUGAACACAACAAUCUUUUGAACAUUUGUGGAGGCAUCUCUUAGCUGGUGUAUCUUUUCCUAUGCCUAGAAACAUACUGAUGAACUAAGUUACUCUUUACACCCUCUGAGUGAAAUUUCAAUGAGUGAGAUGCAGUUGAAGACUGGAAGACUUCGGUGUGGUUCUCUGCGAUCCUAGUUGAGUUUUGACUCUUAGAUUGUAUAAUCUUUUCCCCUGAGCUUCUUGUUGGUUGUGGACGAUUUUAUAAGGACGUGGAAACACUGCAAUGAAAUUUGGAAGGUUUAUAUUUAGGUGGUUGUUGCUGUGUGCUGUUGAUUUUACUACGAACCGGAAACUCUGAUGGUGUAUGUUUUUGGUCAGUAGAAGUAUGGUGUUUGCAACUUCUACUGAUUCUCUUAGUACGUAGAUUAAUCUUAUUUUUAGGGAUGAUUAGAAAAUGCGUCAUUGGAAUUUGAGAAGUGGGAAACUUAAGGUUUCCCAAGCUAUCUUUAUGUGAUUUCUUGGUGGAAUUAGAGUAAAAAAACUCGAUAUAUAUUCUUCUAAGGCUCACUUUGGAUCUGCAUUUUGUCACUAUAUAGACUAUUUUGUUAGGAUUAGUAAUCAAAAGCUUGUCGUGCUUUCCAGCCUAAUUAACAUGAAGUAGAUUAUAGCAUCCGUUGAGAUGAGAAAAUCUCUCAAGGGUUCCUUUAUGCUUCCCUGGUGAUAUAUUUAUCUAGUAGUAGUUAUCUCACGUCCUCAGCGAGCAAGGUCCUCUAUGCAUCAGAAUGAUCCAGGAAGGUUGGAAAAACUGAUGGUGGUGAGCAGCUGAAUGAUGGAAGCUGAGUUGACUUUAUAGGCAAGUACUGUCCUCCAGCUUAUUGGGUACUGCCUCUCCUGAUUAGUUUGCAAUUUAUAUGUAUUUUUUGUGUUCAGGUGCUUUAAGAUGCGAGUACACCCUCCCUCCCCCCCCCCCCCCCAAAAAAAAAAAAAAAUCAUGCUAAUCUUUAUUGCUCUUGUUCUGGAACUGCCUUGACCCAUGCCAAGUUGUUUCUUUAAGUCUAGUUUCGCUUCUUGCUUAAAAUUGUUCAUUAUGCUGAAUAUAAUCUGACAGAGCGAAUCAGAUAUUUGGUGUUAGCCAUGCUAUGCAAAGUUUGUGGUUAGUUUACCUCCAUUUUUUAUUAUCAAAAUUGGCGACAAGGUUGAGGUGAUGCGGGCCAGCAGUCUUGAAAUGGAAGGAGGUUACCCAUGAUUAUAAUACAUAGAAAGUGCUUUCUUAUGCAUAAGAAUGUUUCACUUUGGCUCUGGAUAUAGUGAGAAUGAGAAGAUGAGACAUGUGAGGAGGGAAGAUAUUGUUGUUUGAGCUUUUCACCUUAGGCAUCUUGAUAAGCAGAAAAACACCCUUACCUGCAUCCGAGGCAGGUAAGUGUUGUUGUUAGGUAGUAACGCUGAGGUGUACAGAAUGGAGUAGCAGUUUUUGGAAUAUAACCAUUUUACAUUUUAAUUCGAAUUACCUAGAGUUCUUCCAGCAUCUUAUUGGGGCUCUCCAGGAACCUAAUGCACUUUAUUGCCUGUGAUAGUAUCUGUAUUUUUAUGGCAUUAGUUGGGCAGGGAAUCAGCCAUUGGUUUGUGGAAUAUGAACUGGAUAACUGAAUCCCAUGCGAUAUCAGCCAUUCAACUGGUUGACCAGCUUUAUAAUAAAAAGGUGGUUAUAUUCUACUGUACCAACACUGAAAUAUCCAGAGGCUAGUUAUAUAUGAGCUUGCAACAUGCUCAACCAAAUGAAUUGGUUGGAGGGUCAAUUGUUUCACUAGUGAGUAUUACCUGCAAGGAUCUUCUAUUUGGAAACAAGUUUGACUGUUAUGGAAAUGGGUUGAACAUUGUCUCUGAGCGUGUUCUCGAUCUAGAGCUGAAAGAUUGACUAGUUUAGGUUUCAUCCAUUUCAUCAUUAUCAUUUUUGGAUAAGUUGAACAGUACAGUUAGCUCUCUGAGUUGAUCUAAUAUUUGGCUGAAAAUACUCUUUUCUGGAAGCUGCUGCGGUUAUGUUUUGUCAUAUUCUGUGAUGACAAAGGGAGUGGUUGAGAAGUCCUGACGUUAAAUAGCUUAUGGUCAUCAAUAGUUUGCACUGAUGCUUUCACUGAGAUAAAGGUGCGACAUAGGCGAUUGAGAGCUGAAGAUGAAUUUCACAAUAUUCUCCGUGACAGUUGUACGAGAAUGAGUAAGCUGUGAUGCAGGUUUUAAUGAGAAAGAUGCUGGGUAUUCUAAGAUUUUGAUGGAGCCAGGUAGAAGUUUGUUAAGUCGUGCUCCUUUAUACUGGAGAGAGAGAGAGAGAGAGAGAGAAGUUUUCUGGUCUUACGCAGUUGGAUUCUGUAUACUAUCUGAUAAGAGACUCUUAGUGAUGCUAUAUUGUGUGAGAACCUUCUGUAAAUAUCUCAGUUGGCACAUCUUCAUGUAAUGUUUCUAUUUUCUGUAGAUCCUUCACCUUGCCCCAUAAAAAUUAGAAAUAAUUCUUUAUGCUUCCUCAUAAAUUAUCUUUUUCUCUAGUGUAGUAUCUGUUUUUCUUGUUCCUAAGAAUUGUUUUAAUGUCUUUCGUGGUUCUUGCAGAUGAGGAGUCAUUACUGCUUAUACAAAAACUCUCCAGCAUCUGUGGUAAGUGUAUCAGGUACAGUAGUUCUCUCUCUUGGCUGUUCUUAAAUUUAGGUCUGCAAAUGUUCUAAGAUUCAGAAAUCAGUUUUGAGUUUGGUACUCAAGUAAAAAAAGCUUCACAUCAUUUCUUUUCAAAAGAGCUUUACGUGCAACUAUUUGGUUUUCUCGAUUAUUUCUUGGGGGGCUGGAUCAUUUUUCAUAGUUUGAGCUUGCUGGAGAAAAUGCUUUGGGAGAAGGAUUUCAUACAAGUAAACUGCAUAAUAAUCAUUAUAAUACUUACAACAGUUUAUACAUAUUAUUGAUCUCAUGAUUACAGUAGUCAAUUGAAUUAUAGCCUUUUUUCUAGUAGACACUUGGAAGUGCACUCAAAUCAAAGUCUAUUUCUCCAGUUGUGAAAGUUUUUCAUCUGUUGUCUUUCGUUGUGAUAUCCUUUAUUACUAAUUAAGGUUAUGUGCAUGUGUUUUCUGAGCCGCUUCUACCUUUCUAAUCUAUUCAAUAUUGAGAAAUCUAUCCAAAUUUACAUUUUGAUAUUCCUCUCAAAUAUUUGGGAGACUUCAUGGAUCAGUAUAUUGCUAGAACAGUUGCAGUUAGCAUGGAUUGGUACAAUAGCUAAAUGAUGAUAUCUUGCUCUUAUUUUCUUUUCUUUUUUUGUUGCUGAGACAUGAUUGAUUAUUUUGAUACUUUCUGACUGCGAUCAUAGAGAACUCGAUUAGCGAUGCUCUUGUGUUUCUAGGAAGAUGCUUUUUGGGCAAUACAUGAAACCAUUAGAUUUGCCUAUGUAAGAAUAAAAUUAGCUGUAUGUAUGUUGGGAUGACUUAUGUGUUUUGAUUAUGAUUUAUAAUGUUCUUGAGCUCUUAAGUUGUUUAA